Molecule: messenger RNA, 5099 nt
Organism: Podarcis raffonei (Aeolian wall lizard)
Lineage: Eukaryota; Metazoa; Chordata; Lepidosauria; Squamata; Lacertidae
Gene: UGGT2
Product: UDP-glucose glycoprotein glucosyltransferase 2
Exons: 39
Coding region: 79-4635 (1518 amino acids)
Cellular component (GO): endoplasmic reticulum
Molecular function (GO): UDP-glucose:glycoprotein glucosyltransferase activity
Source: RefSeq, a predicted model, not a curated record
GCGGAGCCCGCUGUCGGGCCGCCGCCUGUGCGUGGCAGCCGCUCUGAGGGGAUUCUGGCGACGCGGGCGAAGCGGGCCAUGGCGAAGAAGGUGGCCGGGGUGCCGGUGCUGGUGGCCGGGGUGCUGGUGCUGGGCUUGUGGCCGCGCGGCGCCGAGAGCUCCCCGAGGAAGGCGGUGGCCGCCCGGCUGGGGGCGAAGUGGCCGGCGACGCCGUUGCUGCUGGAGGCCAGUGAAUUCAUUGCAGAAGAAGGCAAUGAGCAAUUCUGGCAGUUUUUGGAAACGGUGAAAGAAUUAACAUUAUACAGGAAAGGAGUCUCGGAGCAUUCUUAUUACAACUUAAUCCUGAAGAAAGCCGGACAGUUCCUUUCAAAUGUGCAGAUUAAUCUUUUGAAAUUUUCUCUUUCCUUACGAGCACAUUCCCCAACCAUUCAGAUGUUUCAGCAGAUUGCAGCUGAUGAGCCGCCACCGAAAGGUUGCAGUGCAUUUGUGGUUAUCCAUGGGAAGAGCACCUGUAAGACUAAUGAAAUUUGGAAGCUUCUGAAGAAAGCUGCUACAAGGCCCAAGCCAUAUCUGUUCAAAGGAGAUCAUAAAUUCCCUACGCUUCAUGAGACCGGCCCAGUAGUGAUCCUUUAUGCCGAAAUGGGUACAAAAGACUUCGCUACAUUUCACAAAGUUUUGUCUGAACAAGCACAAAAAGAGGAAAUUGUUUACGUUCUUCGACAUUUUGUCCAGAAACCUAGCUCCGAGAAGAUGUAUUUGUCUGGAUAUGGUGUGGAACUUGCAGUAAAGAGUACAGAAUACAAAGCGGUAGAUGACUCUCAGACCAAAGCUACAAAUAAUGUAACAGCAGAAGGAGCCAGUGAGGAAAGUGAAGUCCAGGGCUUUCUCUUUGACACAUUAAAGCAGAACUAUCCUGACCUCAAAGACAAUCUUCAAGAGCUGAGGAAAUACCUGAUUGAAAGUAGUGAUGAUACAGAGCCUUUGAAGGUUUGGGAAUUGUCAGACAUUAGUUUGCAAGCAGCCUCUCGAAUUCUCUCUGUGCCCGCUUAUAAUGCAUUAAAAGUCAUGAAGGAUAUUGCACAGAACUUCCCAGUCAAGGCCAGAUCCCUGACCAAAGUGUUAGUGAACCUGCAAAUGCGGAAAGAAAUAAAGGAAAAUCAACAGCAUCUGAAUGAAGCUCUUGAACUUCAGCCUGGUGAAGCACGUUUAUUUCUAAAUGGUCUUCGUAUGGAUUUGAAUCUUCAUGAUCCAUUUAGUCUUUUAGAAACUUUGAAGGUAGAAGAGAAAGCAAUGCGUGGACUUCACUCCCUUGGAAUUAAAGGAGAUGUUCUUAGUAAAAUCAUGAGAUUAGAUGCCCAUUCUGAUGAUGACGCUUAUGCAUUAGACAUUCGUCACUCUUCAAUAGUAUGGAUCAAUGACUUAGAAACAGAUCACAUCUAUGACAAGUGGCCUACAAGUUUUCAGGAACUUCUUAAACCAGCAUAUGCAGGAAUGAUGCGGCAGAUUCGGCGCAAUCUAUAUAACAUGGUCAUCUUUAUUGAUCCUAUGCAAGAAGAAGCAGCUCACUUCAUGAAACUUGUAGAAGUAUUCUACUUUCAAAAGGUGCCUCUUAGAAUUGGGUUUGUUUUCGUCCUAAAUACCGAUGAAGUCGUUGACGGAAACAAGAAUGCAGGUGUAGCUUUAUGGAGAGCUUUUAACUUCGUUGCAGAUGAAAUGGAUAUCCCUGCGGCUUUUACUGCCAUGACGAGAAUGUACCAUGAAGUAGAAGAGGGAGGUGUACUUUCUGUGGGGCAUGUGAAGCGUUUUCUUGUCACAGGAUUUCCUCAUGCUGACUUGCAAGAUAUCUUGGGUGUCGAUUCUGAUUAUGAUGAGAACAGACAGGCAGGAGCGAUGUUUUAUAAGAAGACUGGCCUGGGUCCAUUGCCUCAAGCUCUCUUUAAUGGUGUGCCCUUUAACAGAAAAGAGAUGAAUCUAGCAGAGCUGCAAACCUCUCUGGUGAAGAUCAUGGAUGCCACGGAGUCCUUCCAGCGGGCAGUGUUCUUGGGCGUGCUGAAUGAUCAUACAAAUGCAGUUGACUUCAUCAUGGAGCAACAGAAUGUAGUUUCACAUAUACAUGACAAGAUUCUUGAUCCUCAAAGAAGAUAUUUGAACUUUGCAUCCCCAUCAGUGCCUAUAGAUACAAACGAUUUCUCAACUUUUUCCUUCUUGGACUCUCAAGAUAAGACUUUUGUUAUUUCAGAAAACAUGAAGUAUGUUACAAGGAAAGAUGAAGAUGUAGUAUACCCAGGCACCAUAUGGAUUGUUGCUGAUUUUGAUAACCCAGAUGGGAGGCAACUGCUUUCAAAUGCCCUGAAAUACCUGAAAACUAGCAGUCAUGUACAGCUUGGGGUUGUGCAUAAUCCUGCAUCGAAAAUAACUGAAGAUAACACUGUCAUUGCAAGGGCAAUCUUGGCAGCUUUUCUAACGCAGAAAAACGCUAGUCUGAAAAACUUCCUCGGUCGGAUUCUAAAAGAGGACACGGCAAGAUCUCUCGCUACGGGAACUAAAAUCAAGACACUUCUUGUUCCAGGCAUGAAUAACGAUGCGUUUGAGAAGAAGUACAACACGAUAGGUGUCGAUGUGAUUCAGGCUCACCAGGUGUUUUGUCGGGAGGUUCUUAAGCUGCUUCCUGGGCAAAUGGCUGUUGUUAGUAAUGGCAGGAUAAUAGGCCCUCUACGUGAAAAUGAACUGACCGCAGAAGACUUUGACUUGUUGGAGCAAGUAACGCUAAGUAAGGCAACAGCGAAGGUCAAAGCCCUGGUCAAGGAAAUGGGUGUUGGCGGUAAACGCGGCAGUAAUUUAGCAAUGAAAGUGAGUGCGCUUAUUUCUUCCUUGCCUAAAAGUGAUGUCCGCCGAGAUAUUGACUUUCUCAAAGAGAAGCACAGUGUACUAAAGAUAGAUCCAGAGCAGAAAAGCGAACCCUUCUUUGACGUUGUUGGCAUUGUAGACCCGUUGUCAAGAGAAGCACAGAAGCUGUCACAUUUACUGAUUUUCCUUGGUCAGGUUGUCAACAUGAAACUGAGGCUGUUUAUGAACUGUAGAUUCAAGCUGUCAGAGGCGCCUUUGAAAAGUUUUUAUCGUUUUGUUCUGGAGUCCGAACUUGUUUCAGGAGCCAGUGGUUCCUUUCCUCUCGCACCGGGAGCAAACUUCUUUGAAAUGCCAGAAUCCCCUCUCCUGACCCUCAACAUGAUCACUCCAGAAAGCUGGCUGGUUGAAGCGGUGAACAGUUCUUAUGACCUUGAUAACAUUUAUUUGAAAGAUGUUGAGAGUGUUGUUUCUGCAGAGUAUGAGCUGGAGUAUUUGUUGCUUGAAGGACAUUGUUUUGAUGUAGCCACUAGACAGCCGACUCACGGACUGCAGUUCACUUUGGGAACUAGGAAAAAUCCUGUUAAAGUUGAUACCAUUGUGAUGGCCAAUCUGGGUUAUUUUCAGUUGAAAGCAAAUCCAGGUGCUUGGAUUUUGAGACUACGUGAAGGAAGAUCCGAAGAAAUCUACCAAAUAUAUAGGCAUGAAGGAACUGAUUCUUCUGAAGUUUCAGAAGAGGUUGUUGUGGUACUAAAUAGUUUCAGCAGCAAAAUCAUCAGAGUCCAGGUGCAGAAAAAACCUGAUGAAAUUCAUGAAAGCCUCUUGAGUGAUGGGGCAGCGGAAGAAGAGGAAGAUUUCAUGAUUAGUUCUACAGGAGGGACUCAAAAAGCAGAAAACGAAAAGAAAAUGGAUAUGUUAAAUAUCUUUUCUGUUGCUUCCGGCCAUUUGUACGAACGGUUUUUAAGAAUAAUGAUGCUCUCAGUUCUGCGCCACACCAAGACACCGGUUAAAUUUUGGUUUCUGAAAAAUUAUCUGUCACCAACAUUUAAAAAAGUUAUCCCUCACAUGGCAAACAAAUACGGAUUCCAGUAUGAACUUGUGCAGUACAAAUGGCCCCACUGGCUUCAUCAACAGGAAGAAAAGCAAAGAAUCAUCUGGGGUUACAAAAUUCUUUUUCUGGAUGUUCUCUUCCCGUUGGCUGUGGACAAAAUCAUAUUUGUUGAUGCUGAUCAGAUCGUAAGAAGCGACUUGAAAGAACUCCGAGAUAUAGAUUUGAAAGGAGCACCCUAUGGCUAUACUCCCUUCUGUGAUAGCCGUCCAGAAAUGGAUGGCUACCGUUUCUGGAAGUCAGGCUAUUGGGCUUCACAUCUUGGAAAAAGGAAGUACCACAUUAGUGCUUUGUAUGUUGUGGAUCUGAAGAGGUUCCGGAAGAUUGCUGCAGGAGACAGACUUAGAGGUCAAUACCAAGCCCUUAGUAAGGAUCCAGGCAGUUUAUCCAACCUAGACCAGGAUCUUCCAAAUAACAUGAUUCAUCAGGUGUCCAUUAAAUCUCUUCCUCAAGAGUGGCUGUGGUGUGAAACUUGGUGCAGCGAUGAAUCCAAGAAAAAGGCUAAAACCAUUGAUCUGUGUAACAAUCCAAAAACCAAAGAACCCAAACUAGAGGCUGCUGUCAGGAUAGUUCCUGAAUGGACAGAGUAUGAUUCUGAAAUACAGCAGUUUAUAAAUCAAAUAAAAAAGAAGAAAACCGUGAGUCAGUCUCAACAAAAAGAUUCCAGCCAUGAUGAACUUUAGCACUAUUUGAAGAGUGUCCUGAUGACACAGCUACUGGCCAUAGACUGGGGGUUAGUGGUAGUUUUUGUGGAUGUAUGUAAAUACUACAGAGAUGCUCUAUAUUUUUAAAUAAAAACUUCUGGCAUUUUAUUGGGACUUGGAACGGAAUAACAAGAGUGGAAAGGAAACCUAGUAAAGUGUGGGCUGUGCAGUUUGUCAUUCAGUCCGAUUGCCUUUCCACUUCUUUCGUUUCCAAAGGCAUUACAAAUUCUGGUGCUACAUUCGCUAAGUGCACACUGCUUUUGUUUCACAUUACACAAAUAUUUUGUUGGAGAUCUCAUGUAAUAAUUUUGAAAUGUCUGUCUGUAGUAAACAAACACCCCCAUCACAUACUUUUCUUUUUAAAGCUCUAUUCCAUCUUUCUUCAGAAGCUUCCAAGGAGGCUGAUCUGAGACAAUACUUGAAGUUGCAUUGCUUUUUCUGUA